Messenger RNA from Amborella trichopoda, 4951 nucleotides. RefSeq names its product histidine kinase 5 (gene HK5). Lineage: Eukaryota; Viridiplantae; Streptophyta; Magnoliopsida; Amborellales; Amborellaceae. The record is from RefSeq and is a predicted model, not a curated record. Gene Ontology annotation, biological process: protein autophosphorylation; phosphorelay signal transduction system. Gene Ontology annotation, molecular function: histidine phosphotransfer kinase activity; phosphorelay sensor kinase activity. Gene Ontology annotation, cellular component: plasma membrane.
UGAGUCAACGACGUUACAAGGCGUCACUUUUUGUGUCAAGUAACCGUCACGGUCUUUUUCCCUCCAUUUGACGCCACCUCGACGCCUGUCCGGGCCAUUUUAAAUCGCGUUUUCCGGCUGCGGUACUUUGUUCCCGGCGAAGUUUAGCCGGAGUUCGUGGGACAUUCGCCGGGAAUUUACAAGCGACGGGAAUCCGCCGUUUCAUGAAGAGCUCCAAAAAAAUGGUGAAUAUUUUGACCCAAAGCACAUGGAGAGAGAAGUUUACGCCUUUGUUUUUCUCGCUCUCACAUGCCUUCUUCUCCUUGGUUCUAAAAAUUUGAAGGCCUUUUUCUCUUUCUUGCACAGAGGAAUCCAUUGGUUAUUGGCCACAAAAAUGAACAAAUGCUAAAGAAUUUAGAGAGAUAGUAGAGCCCUUUCUCUCUCUAGGAAGAGGUUUACGCCAUUGAUUCUCUCUCUCUCUCUCUCACAUGGCUUCUUUGCUCUGAAAGUUUCAAUGCCUUUAGCCAUUCUUACUUGGACGAUUCAUUGCAUUUCCAAUUGUCAAUCGCCGCAGAAGUUAACAGUUCCAAAGAAUUUGCAGAGGUAGUUUGAUUAAGCUCUCUCUCUCUCUCUCUCUCUCGCUCUUUCUCUCUGUUAAUGCUGCUUCAAAAGCUGGAGCUCAUCUGCUUGUUUCAAGCUUCUUUUCGGUCACGGGUGCUUGUAAGAGUUCGUUUCCCCGCUGUAAGCUUAUUCCAAACUUCUGGUGCUUGAAAUGCUCAUUUAUCUCUAUGAAUAUCUGUGUUCUUGGAUGCUUGAGGAAACAGGGUGAAAAGCUUCGUCUCUGCAAAAGAUUCGUAUUCACCGCAGUGUUUUUGAGUUUUUGUGGAUAAAUUUGGUUCAGGUGAUUCACUACUGGUCCGAUGAGCAUAGAUAUUGAAGCUUGUUGUCAACUGCAUUUUUUUUGAUAGAUUUCUGCGCAUUCAUUCCAUUCUUGAAGGUCUCGAUUGAAGACUCAAGCUUCAGUUGAAAUGAACGUUUUCUGAUUAAUUUUCGGCCAUCGCAUCCUCCUCUAGAAGUCUUCGGUAAGGAUUGUGGCUUCUAUACUUCAAAGAUCCAAAAUAAGAACAGGAGAAAAAGCUUCAUUUCCACAAAAUUUGAUGUUACUGAGAGUUGAUAAUUUUCGAAGAUAUAUUGGGCUAAGGAGGUUACAAGGUUAUAUCAACUGGGAUCCACAUUCUCCAUUAAGUGAACCUUCUCUGAUCAAUAUCCGGUUGUUAAUUCCAUUUUUGAAGGUCACGAGUUAAGAGCCUGGUUUCAAAAUCAGUAAAAGGACAGAGAAACGCUUUUUUGCCAGGAUAUUGAGAUUUCUGGUGCUUUCUCUUUGUUUUCUCUGAAGUAAUUUUGGUUUUGCGGAUUUUCGAUUGGUUUGAAGCUGUCUUAUUUGAGGAGUGCCUUUAUAUGCCAAGUUGUCUUUCAGUUUUCAGUUUUUGACCAUUGCCGAAAGUUUUAGUCGAAGGUUCAAGCUUUUCUGGUGCUCUAAGUCCAGAGCAAUCGGAUACUUUUCGUUGAAUCCCUGGAUUAAAAAAGUCACUCAGAAGGUCUUGAGAGCAAGAUUGCAAAGAGAUAUCCAAUCUUAAAAAGCUUAUUCAAAGACCUGUUCGCCGAUUGGAUGGAACCUUCAUACUAUCAUGAAUAUAUAGAAGAGCAGGUGAGCUUACGAGAACAGUAUGCGGGGCUGAGAGGACUACUCUUACUAUGUAGUUCACGACUAUAGAAGGGUGAGAUGUAAGGAUUUUGAGUGAAUUCACUGUUCUUUCCAUGGUUUGUGAAAUGGGUGGUGAUUACUUGUCAGACAUGGAAGUAGAAGUCCUGCCUUCUAUGUGGCCUGUAGAUUUAGGAAAUGAAUUGGGGAAGCAAUUUAAUAUAGAAAUACCAGGGGCGAGUCAAGAAUUAUUGGAGGAAGUUGCAAUUGUGGAAGAUCCCUCUGUUGUAGAUUUCAAACGCCUACUAGAGCUGACGAAUUAUAGCGAGAGAGGGUCCUCCCAAUUGGCCUACCUUGUAAAGCAGUGGGAGUUUAAACAAAACAAUGCUGUUCGCCUUCUUAAAGAGGAGCUUGACAUUUUAAGCAAGCAAAGACAAGAAGUAGAACUCAAGAAAUUGGAGAUUUUGGAGGCACAUCGAUUUGAAGAAGACAAAUAUGUUGGUGAUAAGAGGCCAGUUUCGAUAUUGGAUGAGGGUUAUGAUAUUUGGGAAACCAUUCCUAGGAGGAGAAAUGAAAUUGUUGUCCAGAACAGUAAUUUUGAAAUAGAUUCUGAGUAUGACUCUGUGAAGUAUUGGAAGCAACGAGCCAAGGAGUUGGAAAAAUUGUUGGAGGAAAGUACUAGGAGAGAGCAGAGACUCCAGGACAAAUUGCAAGAGAACAUAGAGAAUCUGGCUAGACAAUCAUCCCCUGUAGAAGAAUUGUCUCAGAUAUUAAAGAGGGCUGAUAACUUUUUGCAUUUUGUGCUCCAGAAUGCACCUGUUGUUAUCGGACAUCAGGAUAAAGAUUUGCGCUAUCGGUUCAUUUACAAUCCUCACCCAACUCUUCAAGAGGAGGAAAUUAUUGGGAGAACUGAUGUUGAGAUAUUUACUGGAGCUGGAGUAAAGGAAUCUCAGGAUUUCAAGAAAGAGGUCCUAGAGCGUGGCUUGCCAGCAAAACGUGAAAUAACAUUUGAAACAGAGUUGUUUGGAUCAAAGACAUUCUUGAUAUAUGUUGAACCUGUAUUCAGUAAGGCAGGAGAUACAAUUGGUGUGAAUUACAUGGGCAUGGAUAUAACUGACCAAGUUAUAAAAAGAGAGAAAAUGGCAAAGUUACGGGAAGAGAUAGCCGUACAAAAAGCAAAGGAAACAGAACUCAACAAAACAAUACAUAUUACAGAGGAAACAAUGCGGGCUAAACAAAUGCUGGCAACCAUGUCUCAUGAGAUAAGAUCUCCUCUAUCUGGGGUUGUGAGCAUGGCUGAGAUUCUUGCCAACUCUAAACUUGAUCCUGAGCAGCGGCAAUUGUUGGAUGUCAUGCUGUCUUCUGGAGAUCUGGUGUUGCAGCUUAUAAAUGACAUUCUUGACCUUUCCAAGGUCGAAUCAGGGGUAAUGAAGUUGGAAGCUGCAAAGUUCCGUCCAAGAGAAGUGGUCAAGCAUGUACUCCAGACUGCUGCAGCAUCAUUACAGAAGGAAUUGACCUUGGAAGGACACAUUACGGAUGAUGUUCCUUUGGAGGUCAUUGGAGAUGUGCUCAGGAUUCGGCAAAUUUUAACCAACCUGAUCAGCAAUGCAGUUAAAUUCACCCAUGAAGGAAAGGUCGGGGUAAACCUUUACGUCAUACCAGAACCAGACUGUGGGCAUUCUGGAAGAUGUACCCAGACCGUUUCAGAUGCCCAGUCUUCGGACUCGAGAAAAGCCAGAGUCGAAGAUUCUAUUCCUGCAUAUCCAAGUAACAGUUAUGUUGAAGGUGGUGUUUCUGAUGAGCAACCUGGAUCAGCAAGAAUAAAAGCAUCUGCUUCAUUAGAUGAUGACAAAGAGGACUCUUUGGAAACAAAAGUGUGGCUUCGGUGUGAUGUAUAUGACACUGGCAUCGGAAUACCAGAGAAGGCGUUACCCAGUUUAUUUAAAAAGUACAUGCAAGUUAGUGCAGAUCAUGCACGAAAAUAUGGUGGGACUGGGCUCGGCCUUGCAAUAUGCAAGCAAUUGGUUGAGCUGAUGGGUGGACAUCUUACUGUUAGUAGUCAAGAGCAUCAUGGUUCAACAUUUACUUUUGAGCUACCUUGUCGAGUGCCUUUGAAAAGGGUACACUCUGAUGAUACGGAUGAAGAGAUAUCAGACAUGCUUGACCAUGAUGCAACGAUGGAUGAUGAUGAAGCCAAGGUUGGCCACUUUUGCUUUAAGCCAAGAACGCUGGGUACACUGUUCUCUUCAGGUGGGCCCAUUGCCAGAGCAAAACUAUUGAACAAUACAAUCAACAUGCAACGCUCUUUACCAAAAGAAACUUAUUCACUUCCCAUGAGCAUACACACCACUAACGACAGUGCUCAAGUCAAGAAUUCAUGCUCGGCAACUGAUACAAUAGAUUCCUCAGGCUCUAAGUUUCCUAGGGAACCGAUGGAUAUUGAUAACAAUGAGUCAAUAAUAGAAGAGGAAAGGAAGAAAAAUGACCAGGUUUGUCCCCAGGUGAAUGGAUGCCGAAGCGGUAGUGCUGAGCUUGAUGCAUUAUCUUAUCCAAGUGAUAACUGCUCCCAACCUAGACAAAUGUCAUGUUCAGAUCCAGAUAAUGGGAAUGAGAAGAAACAAUCUUGUGAGACUUCAUGUAAGAGUCAGGAGCAUGCUAACAGGAGCCUGGAUUCAUCAGGGCUAUCCAAAGCGCAGUCGCAAGCCAAAAUACUCCUUGUAGAAGAUAACAAGAUCAAUAUAAUGGUGACUCAGUCCAUGAUGAAGCAACUGGGUCAUAAAAUAGACAUUGUCAAUAAUGGAGUUGAAGCAGUACGGGCAGUUCAAUCAUGUAGAUAUGAUCUCAUUCUGAUGGAUGUUUGUAUGCCAAUAAUGGAUGGCCUCCAAGCUACCCAGUUGAUUCGUUCCUUUGAAGAAACUGGUAACUGGGAUGCAGCUAGAGAGGCUGGGGUUGAGGGAUUACCCUCCUGCUCUGGUUCUCAAUCGAGUUCUCAAGAGGCAUUGGAAUCUUGGAACAGAAUUCCCAUUAUUGCGAUGACGGCAAAUGCAUUGGCCGAGAGCGUGGCUGAAUGCCUUGCCAAUGGUAUGGAUUCUUUUGUAGCUAAGCCUGUCACAUUCCAGAAAUUGAAACAUUGCCUUCAAAACUAUUUAUCUGUAUAAGCUCUUUUUUGUUGGUGAUCCUGUAAAAAGAAAAAAAUAAGAAGUUUUGAAUUUAGUGUAUCAUGUUUAGGUCCAUUCAUUAUCGAUUUGAGGUGAUCAGUUUUCCCGGCUA